Messenger RNA from Conger conger (European conger), 2105 nucleotides. RefSeq names its product NADH:ubiquinone oxidoreductase subunit S5 (gene ndufs5). The record is from RefSeq and is a predicted model, not a curated record. The transcript has 3 exons. Lineage: Eukaryota; Metazoa; Chordata; Actinopteri; Anguilliformes; Congridae. Gene Ontology annotation, biological process: mitochondrial respiratory chain complex I assembly. Bases 557 to 925 code for a protein of 122 amino acids.
ACUUAUCAAACUGCCUCACUUCUCAACCAGUUUUUUUAGCAUGCUGAUUAUCCUGAAUCUUAUCGUUAUCUAGAUUGCAAGUUUGUGCGUAGCAAGACUGUCAUAGUGUAGCUAGUUCGCUAGCUACUGGUUAUGCUGUGAUAGAUAGCUAGCUAGCCAACCUUAAAUCAUUUACCUGUGAUAGCUUGUUAGAAAGGAAUCAAGACUAUGUAUUAGUUGCUACUCUAGCUACUUUUAUUAUGAUAUAUUAUAUAUUGAACUAGCGAACCAGAUAUCUAGCCAGUUAAGCUAGCUGGCUAGCUAAUUUAGCUGUUUAAAUCCGUCAUUGUUUUGAUUUUGUGGUAACCUUUAUGUGGUAGUUUAGAGUUUCCAGUUUUUGCGACUACAUUGCGUCUUAGUUAUCUGGCGGAAUUAGCCUGACGAUGUCGCCUUAAUUUUGCAGUGAAUAUCACGUGACGGUUGCUGCAGAUAUUUGACAUUAUGUAGAUUGAAAAGAAAGACGUAGUUCGAUAUGGCAGCGAUUUGUAGAGCUGGAACGAAAUCGCCACGUUAAUUUAUGUUAAACGAUUCUGCUGCAUUUCAUCAACUUAAGUGUUCGAGCUGUUGCCCUGAAAGCUGUUCAAUCAUCAUGCCAUUUAUCGACUUGCAUUCGAGGUUUGGUCUGAAUCUGGACCGUUGGCUGUUGGCCCAGAGCGGAAAACAGCCCUUUAAGCAAGCUGCACGCUGCCACGCCUUUGAGAAGGAGUGGAUUGAGUGUUCCAGUGGCAUCGGUCUGGCCCGCGCACGACAGGAGUGCAAGCUUGAAUUUGAUGACUUUUAUGAAUGCAUGCACCGCCAGAAGACGUAUAAGCGACUCCAGGAAAUCCAAAAACAAAAAGAAAAGCUGGUGAAGGAGGCAUCCUUAACUGGGACGCAGCACCACUGAGCAAAGGGCCAUAAUCUCCUGCAGGAAUGCAUGUGCACGCCUGGUCCAGCCUCAGCAUCAUACACCUGUGGUGUAUCCAGGGGCUUUGUGUAAAUUAACUAUUCAUAUCUUGAUAUUGUUUGUCUUUCCUGUUCCAAGUCAGUAAAUGGACAUAUAUGUAACCUUACUGUUGUACCUCUCCCUUUUUUUGUGAGUUCAGAACUGAAGGUGUUGACUGGAAGUAAAAGUGUCCGAAAGAAGUAAAUGAAAAGGGUUAAAUUCCGAAUUUUCAAACUGGAUUUGAGUUUCACAGUUACCAAAAACGGUAAAUGCUAGAACCAGGCUUUCUAUAGAACAAUGUGUUGUAACAUAAUGUUGAUUAUUCAAGUAGGGGGUGGGGGGGCAUGCUAGAGAUAGGCAGUCACAGAAUGAUUAUGUACCUGUCUGUACAAUUGCAUGUGCACUCUUAGGAAUGCUGUGCAUGUAAAAGGAUGCAGUGUUCUCUCUUGACUGGCUUGAAUGUCAGUAGAAAGUAUAUUGUAUUCUUGCGUGAUUUCUUCAUGCCACAUUUCUCAACCCAUCUCUACCCCUCCCAUCACCCAACCCUCAGUUUAAGAACCACUGGUCGAACAAACCGUUUGUGUUUAAAACUUAAAGAGUAAGCAAUAGGGUCUAGCCAUGUCGAGUUAUGUACACAAUCUAUUAAGGUCUCAUCAACUCUGCCCAUACCAAGGCAUCUACAACUUCAGGAACUACAGUACCAAGACAAAUACAAAUCCGUACAGCCCAUUCACCCAGGGUUAUGUAAAUAGCAUGCUAAUAUUGUUUCAACACUUCCUGUUAUCUACAGGAUAACCUGAUGUACAUACCUCUCCAGGAAUGACAAUGUCUCACUGUUAAAUGUCCAUCCAUAACCAUCAUUAUCCUCUCCUGUACACAAAGAGGUCUGUGAUCUCAAGUAUUGCUUCUCCGAGGAUGCUGUAGCGAAUCAUUCAGGGCCGCGCUGGCCCAUUGGCGUACCCUUUCACCACCCACACCCCUAUUGCCCUUCUCCUCACACCCCUCCACUGAUUACCUGUCCCUGCAUCAUCUGUCACCAUAGUACAUAGGGCACUAAAUUAUUUAUUCCCAUGAUUUGCAAAUCCCUUGUGAACGGCAGAAAUGAACCCAAAAAUAAAGUCUGAAUGAUUAAAAAAACAAA